UCCCCAGAAUGCUAAUGCCCCGGAAAGUCACGUCCGCCAUUGUAGCUGAAGAAGACAAAACAACACACGUGAUCAAGAUUGAUGGAUACUCAAGAACCAAGGAGCGGCUCAAGUGUGGCAGCUGUACGAAAUCUAUCCCUUUCAUUGCCGGAGAUCAUAUCUGGGUUGUCAUGUUUUUCCCAAACGGUAACAACCACUCAACUGGGUUCAUAUCUGGUCACAUCUCUCUUUAUCUGGCUCUUGCUUCAGCUGAUGCCAAGGACGUGAAGGCGGCAUUCACCUUUAGUUUACUUGACAAGGGUGGAGAACCGGUGCCUUCAUACAUCAGAACCAUCAACAAACACAUCUUCCCAAGAAAAGGUUCAGACUUUGGUUUCACUAAUUUUGUCAAGCACAAGGAUUUGGAGGGACCAUUGCAUCUUAUAGGGGAUAGUUUCAGAAUCAGGUGUGACGUCACCGUCAUUAAGAUGAUCCGUUGCGAAGAGACACAUCAUGCAAAUCAGUUUGUUGUGGUUCCUCCAAGCAACUUGCAUCAGCAGCUCCGUAGUCUCCUGGAAAGCAAGGACGGAGCAGAUGUGGCCUUUCAAAUCGGUGGCGAGAUAUUCUGGGCUCAUAGGUCCGUGCUCGCUGCUCGUUCACCGGUUUUCAAGGCAGAGUUCUUUGGCACCCUGAGGAAGAAAGAUGGUGAUCCGAUCGAAAUUAAUGAUAUAGAAGCUGCGGUGUUCAAGUCCUUGCUCCAUUUCAUCUACACGGAUUCACUCCCUGAGAGCACUCAUGAAGGUGCAGCACAAGAGGAUGUUGUGACAGCUAGCCAUCUACUUGUAGCGGCGGAUAGAUACGACAUUGAGAGGUUGAAGCUGAUAUGCGAGGAGAAGCUGUGCAGUCACAUUGACACCAAAAUGGUUGCCACGAGUUUGGCUUUGGCCGAGCAGCACAACUGCCAUGGACUCAAGGAGGCUUGCUUUGAGUUCCUUGCUUCCCCUUCCAAUUUGGAGGCAAUGAUCGCAAGUGAUGGCUACCAGCAUCUCAAAAGCAGUUGCCCGGCUGCUCUCAAAGAGCUCAUUGCUAGACUCUUGCCUGUUGAGCUGAUAGCAGCCAGGGAUAUUAUCAGGUCAAUUUGAUUAGUAUUUGCGUGUGUGGGUACUGAUGACCAUGUUGUCUAUCAAGUAAACUUAGUACUAUAUAUCUAUUUUGUGCCUGUGGGUUUGCUCUCAAAGAGCUAACUGCCAGGCUCUUGCCUAUUGGGUUGACAACAGCCAAGGCUAUUAUCAGAGAAUUUAAUCAGUAUUUGCAUGUA
This is a messenger RNA of Hordeum vulgare subsp. vulgare (domesticated barley), 1297 nucleotides long. Its product is annotated as BTB/POZ and MATH domain-containing protein 3-like. The record is from RefSeq and is a predicted model, not a curated record. NCBI's taxonomy places the organism in Eukaryota, Viridiplantae, Streptophyta, Magnoliopsida, Poales, Poaceae. The transcript has a single exon. Bases 9 to 1121 code for a protein of 370 amino acids. Gene Ontology annotation, biological process: protein ubiquitination. Gene Ontology annotation, molecular function: protein binding.